Olea europaea var. sylvestris is the source of this 794-nucleotide messenger RNA. RefSeq lists its product as uncharacterized. Gene Ontology annotation, biological process: cell morphogenesis. Bases 349 to 744 code for a protein of 131 amino acids. Gene Ontology annotation, cellular component: cell cortex; site of polarized growth. Lineage: Eukaryota; Viridiplantae; Streptophyta; Magnoliopsida; Lamiales; Oleaceae. The transcript has 6 exons. The record is from RefSeq and is a predicted model, not a curated record.
UAAAUAAAACAAUAAAAAUAUCACCGGUUUACAGCUCAAACCAGAUCAACACUGGAACCCGCUGACCCAUAUCUGACCAAGGUUACACUCGCUGGUUUCCCCGCUUUUUCAAUUCCCAAACAGGGAAAGCAUACAAAAAAUUCGACGGAAAAUUCAUGCAAAUGGAAGAAGAACAAGGAAAAUAAGGGAUUUUCAGGCUGUAAAUGAAGAAUAAAGCACUCCAUCAGCUUCACAAGUUCUAUCAAAUUGGGAUCGUGUCUCGGGUUCCCCAAAGCGAAAACAAGAUGAGUUUGAGACAGUUUUGAAAUUUGGAGUUGGAAUUGCGUUUUUAAUUCAACUUCAGGAUAAAUGAAGGCUGGGAGCGCGGCCAAGCUGAUUGUUGAUGCGCUGUUGCAGCGUUUCCUUCCACUUGCCAGGCGUCGCAUCGAAACAGCUCAAGCACAAGAUGGGCAAUACCUUCGACCAUCAGAUCCUGCUUAUGAGCAAGUGUUGGACUCUUUAGCUAUGGUGGCUCGGCAUACACCUGUACCUUUAUUGGAAGCUCUAUUACGGUGGAGAGAAAGUGAAUCACCAAAAGGUGCAAAUGAUGCUUCAACAUUUCAGAGAAAGCUUGCAGUAGAGUGUAUCUUUUGCUCAGCAUGUAUUCGCUUUGUGGAGUGUUGCCCGCAAGAAGGACUUACUGAAAAUCUAUGGAUUGGACUUGAAAAUUUUAUCUUCGAUUGGCUUAUUAAUGCUGACAGGUAAAUGAUUAAGCUAAAUAUAGAAAUUGUUGCAAGUACUGGCUCGUCAUGUUU